This is a messenger RNA of Solanum pennellii, 2166 nucleotides long. Its product is annotated as glutathione transferase GST 23-like. The record is from RefSeq and is a predicted model, not a curated record. The coding region runs from base 1252 to 2157 and encodes 301 amino acids. Gene Ontology annotation, cellular component: cytoplasm. Gene Ontology annotation, molecular function: glutathione transferase activity. Gene Ontology annotation, biological process: glutathione metabolic process. NCBI's taxonomy places the organism in Eukaryota, Viridiplantae, Streptophyta, Magnoliopsida, Solanales, Solanaceae. The transcript is spliced from 3 exons.
GCUAGUGCAUGUUAAUUCAUAAUAAAGGGAUAAGGUACUUCAUACAUCAUAAUUUUGUUGGAGAAAUUAAGUUAUUAAGAAUGGAAGAUGUGAAACUUUUGGGCACAAAAGAAAGUAUAUUUACUCAAAGAGUAAUAUGGGCACUUAAGUUAAAAGGCAUUUGUUAUGAAUUUAUUGAGCAAGAUUUUUCCAGCAGAAGUAGUCCAUUGCUUGUGAAACUUAACCCAGUUUACAAUAAAGUGCCUGUUAUUGUUCAUGAUGGAAAAUCAUUAGCUGAAUCACUUGUUAUUCUUGAGUAUAUUGAAGAAACAUGGCCACUUAUUAAUCCUUUAUUUCCUCUGGAUCCUUUUCAAAGAGCUUCUGCUCGUUUUUGGGCUCGUUUUGUUGAUGGCAAGUUUUAUGAAGCAGCUAAGAAGGCAUUUUUCACCUCUGGAGAAACAAAAGCAGAGGGAGUUGAAUCAGUGGUAGAGGGAUUACAUCUUCUUGAAGGACAAAUAAUUGGGAAAAAGUUUUUUGGUGGUGAGAAAAUAGGGUACCUUGAUAUAAUAAUUGGUUGGAUUGCUUAUUGGUUCCAAUAUAUUGAAGAAAUUGGUGAAUUUAAAGCAAUGGAUUCAACAAAAUACCCUUGUUUACAUGCAUGGAUCAACAAUUUCAUUCAACUUCCUAUUAUUAAACAAAGUCUUCCUACACCUGAUGUUGUCAAAUCUGUUUUUAGGGGAUUCAAAGAUGCUGCAGCCUUGGCUGAUGCAAAUUGAAUUAAGAGGUGUUUGAUGCAACGAAAAUUAUUAUUUGUAUAUGAUAAGUAUGUAUAUUUUGAGUAGUAUAAGUGUUCAGUAGGUACAAGUUUUGGAGUUCUAGCGUUAAAAACUAAAUUAUGUAGACAAGUUUAUGGAUUCCGAACUCAUUAACUGUAUAAAUUAAAAUAUACUUUCUGGUGUCUGUAUGUUUUGGUUACAUACGUACAAACUCUUCCAAAAAAAAAAAAGAAAAAACAAUUGGUUAUGUUCCAUUGAAAAUAUACUCUCUUGUUAUCAAGGCAUCUUUAGUAGAGGCAUUUUAUGUGUUUUAUUCAUAUUUUAGGAAUAUAAACUUAGGUUAAAGCUACUUGAUAGCUGCAUUUUUCUUGUAACAAGUAACUGAAUAUUUCACCUUCCGUUGCCUCCAAGAAAAAGCAAACAACAUAAAAAAAAAAACACUUGCCGCUCAAAGAGUCUUUAAUGUGGAAGAAAUAGGGAUUUUUGUACUUUUUUUAUGAUGGGAAAAACAGAGGAGAAUAAUGUAUUCGAACAUUUUAGUGAUGGACAUCAAUUUGUUUACAUCAAUAAGCAAAGUAAUGCAAUUUGCUCUGGAUGUAAACUCAAUAUAUUGCCUGGUAAAUUCUACUACAAAUGUAAAAGUACGUGUUCGUUUUUCCUUCAUCAAGAAUGCUUCAAUAUGCCCAAAAGCUUGCAGCAUCUAGUGGAUCCAAUCCAUCGUCUUACUCUACUAACGACUACACCUUCUUCAUCAAAAUGCAACGCGUGUAGAAAAGAAAUCUUGGGAUUUUCUUACGCGUGUGCCAAAUGUUCUACUCAUUAUCACACGCUAUGUUUAUUAGCAUUACCUCUUUCAAUUGAAAUGUCAUCUCAUUGCCAUGAACUGGACUUAGAAUUCUGUCCUCCUUAUGAUUUCGAAUGUGACUUGUGCAAAAAGCCUAGUUAUAAAGGGUGGCUUUACCAUUGCAGCUCUUGUGAAUUUGAUGCGCAUAUUUCAUGUGCUAUUACACAUACUGAUGAAAGAAAAACAGAGAAAUGUGAUGAGUUGAUGGAAUUACUGUCGAUAUACAUGAAGGGAACGGAGGAAACCAGCGUUAGUCAAGAUCAAAUCCAUCAAUAUGAAGCUCAACUAACCCCGAGUUAUCAAUUCAGUGAUCAAUGCUUUUCCAUUGAUCUUGCAAAGUCUCAGCAACUAAACGAUGAACAAACCGGAUCAAUGGACACUAAGGAGAAAUCGAAUGUGGCUUAUGUUACACUGGCAAAUGAGAUAGGUUCUGAAGUUUGGAUGGGAUUAGGCAGGGAAAUGGAGAAGGCUUAUCACACAAAUGACUCUAACAAAGAACGUUCGAGGAGUUCAUGUUGCCCAGACAUACUUCAAACUCUGUUUUGUCUAAAGAAGUGAAAAUACAGG